AUGGUUGGACUCUCUGUUCGCUCUGUCGUCUUCGCCAUCCCCAUUGCAGUGAUCAUGACUUCGCCUCUGGACGCUUCAGCAUAUCCCCAUAUCUUGGAGAACAUCUUAGGCCAUCUACAAGCCGACGGCCUAUACGGUAGUCUCGCGCACUGCCGCUUGACCAAUUCGGCCGUCAAGCGAAUCAUCGACCGACGUCUCCCUCGUCGCGCACUUGUCUGUUGCCACCCAAGUCUCGAUCUCGACUCACUGGACGACCUCGACAGGCUCGAGGAGGCCUUUGAGGCAGCCGAACAGAGUCCUGGAGACACUGCCUUCUUCAGGGCCAACACGCUCAUGUGGAACAUCAACACCGAGGGCUGGGUUGCGUCCCCCAUUGACCAAGUUGUUGACAUCUUCCCUCCCCUCCAGGCGCGGCCCUGUUGUACAGGCGAGCCUUGGCCGGGCGUGGAGAGACUCCCGGUCGUUCGCUACCUUGGCCGUCACCACCACCAUGACAGUCUUCUCAUCGCCGACACCGCGAUCUACUUCCCUACUCCUACGAAGAAGGAGCACUGCUACAUCGAACUUCCCACGACUGCCCGCCGAGUGGUCAUCAACAUGAGGUACGAACCGGGUCGCUGUCCCAACGAUAUCAGUGUAGGCUACACUGGGCCCAUACCACUUGAAAGCCGUGGCAUCGACGGUUGGGUCAAAGUCGACCAAGAACUUGUCAUCAUGUUCACUCCUAUGGCUGGCGCGCCUUGCCUCGACAAUGAUCACAUUGUAGGAGUGGUCUCCGGCGUCACUUGGGCCAUGUUUGACAACUUUGGUCUGCAAGUGGUGUUCCUGGCGGAGGAGUGGGACGCUGACUGGUUGUUGGGACGAUUGCCUGUCAAGAUCUCCAAGAUCACCGACAACCUCGAACGUUUCCGUGCCGGGUGGUUUGAGCUGGCCGAUCGCAGUAUCCAGAGGAACAUGGACAGGGUGCCUGAUGAGUCGUAUCGCAAGCGGGUCAAGUUCAUGUCCAAAGCCGCGUACGAGGCUGAAAUCCCCUCUCGCAUGUUCAGUCUCAUGUUCUCGGAGUAG
Trichosporon asahii var. asahii CBS 2479 is the source of this 1065-nucleotide messenger RNA. RefSeq lists its product as uncharacterized. NCBI's taxonomy places the organism in Eukaryota, Fungi, Basidiomycota, Tremellomycetes, Trichosporonales, Trichosporonaceae. Bases 1 to 1065 code for a protein of 354 amino acids. The transcript has a single exon. The record is from RefSeq and is a predicted model, not a curated record.